CAGUCAACAUGGUCUCAUCCUUGUAUGCAUGUAAUAUGUGCCAGUGGACAUUUAACACCAAUCCAUCAUAAUCAUGAUCAUACUUAAUUUUCACAAUAAAAUACAGGCAAGCAUGAAAUGAAAUGCUUUAUUUUAUUUUCAGAGCAAAUCGAUAUAAGGCAUGCACACUACAAAUAAUUUUCAAUAUACAUAUAUAUUUGUAUAUUUGUAUUUCGUUCAUUGUUUUUUACAUAAAUCAGGCCAUUAGUUUUCUCGUUUGAAUUGUUUUACAUUUCAUUUUGGGGCCUUUGAUAGCUGACUAUGCGGUAUGGGUUUUGUUCAUUGUUGAAGGCCUUUACAGUGACCUAUAGUUGUUAACUUCUACGUCAUUUGGUCUCUGGUGGAGAGUUGUCUCAUUGGCAGUUAUACCACAUCUUCUUAUUUUUAUAUUGUAGUUUGUCAUUAACUUUUGUAGAAAUAUAACCUACUUGAAAAAAGGGAAUAUUUUAAUUGGAUGCUAUCUUAAAAUUAAACAUUUGAUCCACACCUGAAUUUGUCAUAGAUAUGAACUUCUUUUUAGGUUGAUGAAGAGAUGCAGGCCCAGAUAGACAAGUUUGAACUUUUAAUGGGUGUCAAACCUUUCCAUGUAGAUGGCCACCAACAUGUCCAUUUGUUAUCAGGAAUUAGUGAAGUAUUUUGUGAUGUGUUAACAAGGAAUGGUAUCUAUGUAACUAGGUUACCGAUAGAGGAUAUCAGUGAGACAGAUCUACCAAACAAAGACUUCCUACAGACAGUUAUCAAUGAUUCACACUCUGCCAAACAAGUCUUUGACAGAUCUGGUAUUAGGUAUGCAGAUAGAUUUAUUGGUCUGGACUCAUUUGAAACAUCUGUGGAUUCCAUCAUACAGAAAUUGGCAGACAUGUUGAAUGGUGGUAACCAUGGAGACACUUUCUGUGAGUUCAUGGUGCAUCCUGGGUAUAGAACAGAACAGGAAGGAGGAUGUGGUUGUGGUCCUGAUGAUUUCUCUCAGUCACAUUAUCGAGAAAAUGAAUUAAAUAUCUUGUGUGAUACAAAACUAAAAAAUUUCAUUGAUAAAUCAAAAUUCAAAUUAGUAAAUUAUGAAACUUUGUUUUUAACAGAAGCAUUUUGUAUACGAAAAUGACUUUAGGAUUUUUAUUUUCAAUUGUUAGGAUGUUUUAAGUUAACAUUUCAGAUUAUUUAUUCAAUAUAUUUCUGUGAUAUGUAAGCAAAUCAAAUUAGUUUUUAAAACAGUUGGUUAACGAAGAUAAAUGUAUAAAUGAGCAGCUUCACAUCUUAAAUGGGCAUUGCUGUCAAAUUCAUGUUCACCGAUUUGACUCAAAUUCUCAUAUUUGAUUAAUAACAUACUAAAACGUAUAUCCAAAUAAUAAAAAGUUUAAAAUAAACAAUUUACGAUGCACGGACUAGGUAUUAUGUAUCAGCAUUUCGUGUGUAUUUUAGUUUAGAUGCCAUCUAAUUAACCAUUGAGGUGACCUUCGAAGACUUCCGAUGAUCAUAUAGCCCGAUAUAAUCAUAAACAUAGUCUUUUUUACCUGUAUAAGAAUGAUUUUUUGUAGAUAGAAUCAGUCAACCAAAUGGUUUACCCUUGUUUCAUUUCCAAUGUUGACAUUCUUUUCUUUUUAAUAGCUGAACAUACCUAGUUAUGCGUUCAAUUGAAGUUCACAUGAAUACAGAUUUAAUGAGGUCAAAAUCUUCACUUGCAAGUGAAUAAUUCAGUAGCGAUAUCACUUUGCUUAUUGUCUCGCCUUGACGGAGUCAAAAAGCGAGACAUAGGUAUGCUGUUUCUGGUGUUGUCGGUGGCGGCGGCAUCAACAAUGUAUUAGUUUGUGAUAAGUUCUAGUUUAUGGUGAACCACAAGUGGAAGGUCAAUUUUAUUUGGUAUGCAGUUGUAUUAGCAUUGGCACAUCUCAUUUCCAUGGAGAUUAUUUGGCCCUGCCCCCUCAGUCAUGGUCUAUUGACUUUGAAACUUUUACAUAGUUUACAAGUUAAUGUUUGUGUUUAAGUUUGUUUAAAGAAAACUACUUGUAAUAAGUCAAUGGUAUUUGGUAUGCAGUUGUAUUAGCAUUGGCACAUAUGAUCUCAUUUCCAUGGAGAUUGUUUAGCCGUGCACCUUCAGUCUUGGUUCAUCGACUUUGAAUAUUUGCUGAAUAUUUGCAUAACUUACAUGUUAAAGUAUUGCUAUUUUAAUUUCAACAUUUGCAUUAUCAAAAUUACAAAAAGGUGAGACAUAUCUCUGUGAUAACAGUUUAUUUUUACAAAACUGAACCAAACUGGCUGCUAAAAGCGAAUUAUUAUAUCACUAUUUCACUUUCAUUAAUGAUUGACAAAAAAAAAUAUCAUAUUUUAUUAAGUCUCCCAAACGAAGUUUGGGAAGACUUAUUGGUUUUGCUCAGUUCUUCUUCUUCUUCUUCCAUGGAACUUGUCUGCAUCUGUUCUCCAAAACCGCUGAUCACAUUAACUUAAGAGUUUCACAAUAUGUUAGACUAACAUGUCUAGUGGUGCAAUCAGGGUUUUGUUUGUGCAAUGGGGUUUAUAAAGGGGUACUUUGAGGGACAAAAAGGAAGGAGGGGUUUACUAUAGAACCCUAUGGGAUUUUAUUUUUUUUUAAUUUUCAAAUGAUUAUAACUUGAAAACAGUUAGUGAUAGACACAAUCUUUAUUAUUGAAAAUGUUCUAAAUGAUUAAGCACAUUAAAUGAAAUAAAAGGUUAGUCCCAAGGGGUUACCCCCACCCCCUGCCAUUAGAGAAAGUUUUAAUAUCUUGGAAGUGGUCAAGAUCCCCACCCCUAAACCAUAUAUAUUUUGGUUUGUCAUGAUAAAGCACAUCAAAUGAAAUACAGGGUUAGUCCCCAGGGGUCAACCCACCCCCUGCCAUUUGAGAAAGUUCUAAUAUCUUGUACAUGGUCAAGAUCUCCACUCCUAAACCAUAUAUAUUCUGGUUUGUCAUGCCAAGAUGAUUUGAAUGAUAAACAGGGUCAGUCCCCAGGGGUUGUCCCAACCCCCUGCCAUUUGAGAAAGUUAUAAUAUCUUGUAAGUGGUCAGGAUCCCCACCCCUAAACCAUAUCUAUGCUGGUUUGUCAUGCCAAGAUGAUUUGAAUGAUUAACAGGGUUAGUCCCCAGGGGUCGUCCUGACCCCAUGCCAUUUGAAAAAGUUCUAAUAUCUUGUAAGUUGUCAGGAUCCCCACCCCUAACCCAUAUAUAUGCUGGUUUGUCAUGCCAAGAUGAUAUAAAUGAUAAACAUGGUAAGACCCAAGGGGUCAUCCCCACCCUCUAUCAUUUGAAUAUGUUCCAAAUAUCUUGUUAAUGGUCGAGAUCCCCACCCUAAACCAUAUAUAUUCCUAUUUGUCAUGUCAUGAAGAUUUGAAUGAUAUAUAGGAAAGGUCCCCUGGGGUUUCCCCCUUCCCGAAUGUUACAAUAUCUUUUAAAUGGUUGAGAUCAUAAACCAUAUAUAUUCCUGUUUGUCAUGUUCCAAAGAUUUGAAUAAUAUAUAUGGUCAGUCCCCAGGGGUUCUCCCCACUCCAGAUGUUCUUAUAUCUUGCAAAUGGUCGAGAUCCCCACCCCUAAACCAUAUAUAUUCCUGAUCGUCAGAUUUGAAUGAUAUAUAGGGUCAGUCCCCAGGGGUUCCCCCACCCAAAUGUUCUAAUAUCUUGUAAAUGGUCGAGAUCCUCACCCCUAAACCAUAUAUAUUCCUGUUCGUCAUUUCAUAUAGAUUUGAAAGACAUGCAGGGUCAGUCCCUAGGCGUCACUAAUGCAUAUCACUUUACUAGACCAAAAUAAUUUGUACUGGACUUUGCUCAAUGUCAGGCGACCAUAGGAAUGACGAAUUAUGGGUUCUUCGUUUGGAGACUUCGUAAUAGCAUCCUGUUACAAUCAUUUCUUGUUUUUUUAUAUAUCUUGUAGCUAAUGCCCCUUUUAAGCAGUAUAUUCAAAGUUCUAAAGGCUGUGUGUGUAUUUAGAACUUUCAUAGAGUGAAAGUCAAAGUCCUUUACUGUAAAUUUCUUUUUCUGAAAGUUGAACAACAGUUAUUUUAUAUAUAUGAAUUGAUUUUUGGUAUGGUUCAUGUCUUUUCAUUUUUAUAGUACUUUGAAAGGGCUUUAAUUCAUUUUGAAUUUAUAAAAAACUAAAUGUAUGCUAUCAUAUUUAUCUUAAAAAAAAGGAAAAAUAUUUUUAUGAUAUAGUGCUCCAUGUUUUAUUUUUCAGUUUUCAUUCAUGCAAUAUUUCUGAUUUUUUUUUACAGCAAAGCAUUUAUUUGUGCAGCAUACUUCUAGUGAAUUUUUCAUGAUACAUUUGAAAGUCAUUAAAGUUGGACUAAUAUGUUAGAAAUAUAACUAAAAAAAUUAUAGUUCUGCUAAGUAUGUUUACCUAUGAAAGUAAACAAAUUAUGAACUUUUUUACUUGGAUUGCAAGAAGAGUUGCUUUUCUAUUGUUUUCAAACCACUAGUUAUUCCAUCGGAUGGGGAAAUAUAAAAAUUUUAACAUUGGGUUAACAGUUAUCUCCCUUGAAGUUGUAUUGACUCCCCUUAAAACUGUAUUGGAAUGGAAACCAAUGUUGAAAUAAGGCAAACCUUUCACUGAUACAAAGUUAAAUAUGAUUAACAUGAUACAUUUCUGUGUCCUUAUGCUAUUGUACAAUACACUUGAAUAACAAUUUUAUUUUGCUAAACAUAAAUAUAUUUGAAAAGAAGACAUUAAACUUUGAUAGGAUUUGCGUCUAUUUUCUAGUCUUGCUGCUCUGUUUAACAAAACUGCUGUGUUUUUUUUUUAUGUCUUUACAAUUUAGCAAAAAACUACAGAUGAUUUGUAUGUAUUUCUUUUGAAAUAAAUCCUAUUGUUUAUUGUUUUA
Mytilus californianus (California mussel) is the source of this 4859-nucleotide messenger RNA. RefSeq names its product carbohydrate deacetylase-like. The record is from RefSeq and is a predicted model, not a curated record. The transcript is spliced from 3 exons. Gene Ontology annotation, biological process: carbohydrate metabolic process. NCBI's taxonomy places the organism in Eukaryota, Metazoa, Mollusca, Bivalvia, Mytilida, Mytilidae. The coding region runs from base 572 to 1141 and encodes 189 amino acids. Gene Ontology annotation, molecular function: deacetylase activity.